GAGCAGGAACCCUCCGCUCCCAUCGCCCUCACUCCUGACGAGCAGUUGUGCGAGGAGUUCUUCACUCGCACUCAUACUCGCACCUCCUCAGGGCGGUACAUGGUGAGGCUGCCAUUUGCCUCUCCGCCGCCAACACUCACGGAGACCCGCAAGUCUGCGGAACGCCUGCUGCACGCCGUAGAGCGGAAAGGCAGCCGGGACACACGGUUCGGAGAACUCUACCGCUCCUUCCUAAGGGAGUACGAGAACGUUCAGCAUAUGACGCGUGUGACCGGCGGGUCUAAUCCUCCCACCAACGGUAAGUGCUAUCUUCCGCAUCACGGAGUGCUCCGGGAGUCAAGCGCUACCACGAAGCUGAGGGUGGUGUUUAACGGGUCGCAGCGAACCACGUCCGGCGACUCGCUCAACGUCCAUCUUCUCACGGGAGCAAACCUGCUGCCUACUCUCGCUGACGUCCUGAUGCGCUGGCGGUGGCACCGCUACGCCAUCAUCGCUGAUGUCGAAAAAAUGUACCGCUAG
Vollenhovia emeryi is the source of this 519-nucleotide messenger RNA. RefSeq lists its product as uncharacterized. Lineage: Eukaryota; Metazoa; Arthropoda; Insecta; Hymenoptera; Formicidae. The record is from RefSeq and is a predicted model, not a curated record. The annotation marks the transcript as partial. The transcript has a single exon.